AGAGAAAGUGAGGAAAAAGGUGUGGCCUUUUCAGAGAGAUAAAGCCGAGCCUUUUUUUUUCUCUUCUUCCUUGUUCUUGUUGCAACCAGAAACAAGAACCUGUGUCGAUUAUGGCACUUUGGUAUUUUCUCUAUUGAAAGGUCGAACUUUGUCUGAGAAAGAGAAGAGAGAGAGAGAGAGAUUUGGGGCAGAGGCAAAAGCCCCACCAGAAGACAUGCUUUGUCUCUCUGUGUAGUCCCUUUUUUGUUUGUUCUUUCUCCAUUCCUUUUCUGUUUUUGUAAGCGUUUGUCCUUCGAAUUUGGAGUUUUCUGGGCGAAAACCGAGAUUCCAUGGAAUGGGUUCUUGUUAAUUCAUCUGGUUUUUUUGAUGCUAAGUGUUGUCUGCUCAUAGGUUCUUGUCUCUUUUAAAGACAUAAUAUCGUCUUCCUCUGUUUCAAUAUUGGUAAAAAUGAGAGCUUUUGUUAACUGGGGAUCCGGGUCUUGUUGAGAAUCUAACAAAGCCACAGAGAGGAGAGAGAGUCUCCAUAGCAAUGGCUUGUCUCGAAGACAAGUUCAAGACUAACGGCGUGGUUAACGGAGGAACGACAACACAGCAGACUACUCUGCUUGAAGAGAUGAAGCUGUUGAAAGAAAUGCAGCAACAGUCAGGAACAAAAAAGGCUGCAAUAAAUUCGGAGCUAUGGCACUCAUGUGCAGGCCCUUUGGUAUGUCUUCCUCAAGUUGGGAGUUUGGUGUAUUAUUUCCCACAAGGCCACAGCGAACAGGUGGCCGUUUCGACCAGAAGAUCAGCAACCACUCAAGUUCCCAAUUAUCCAAAUCUUCCUUCCCAAUUGAUGUGCCAAGUUCAUAAUCUUACACUCCACGUAGACAAAGAGACAGACGAGAUCUAUGCCCAGAUGAGUCUUCAACCCGUACACUCUGAAAGAGAUGUGUUUCCUGUACCAGACUUUGGUCUGAGAACCAGCAAACACCCAAGCGAGUUCUUCUGCAAAACCCUUACCGCAAGUGACACAAGCACACAUGGAGGUUUCUCGGUUCCACGCAGAGCUGCUGAGAAGCUCUUUCCUCCACUGGACUACACUGCACAGCCGCCGACCCAAGAACUCGUAGUGCGAGAUUUGCAUGACAAUACAUGGACGUUUCGUCAUAUAUACCGGGGCCAGCCGAAACGACAUCUCCUAACAACGGGUUGGAGCUUAUUUGUUGGUUCGAAAAGACUCAGAGCUGGGGAUUCAGUCUUGUUUAUCAGGGAUGAUAAGUCACAGCUGAUGGUUGGCGUGAGGCGAGCAAAUCGCCAACAAACAGCACUUCCAUCAUCAGUUCUUUCAGCGGAUAGCAUGCACAUUGGUGUUCUUGCAGCUGCAGCUCAUGCAGCUUCCAACCGAACCCCUUUCACCAUCUUCUACAAUCCAAGAGCGUGCCCUUCAGAGUUUGUGAUCCCUCUGGCUAAAUACCGAAAGGCCAUAUGCGGGACUCAGCUCUCUGUCGGUAUGAGGUUCGGGAUGAUGUUUGAAACUGAGGAGUCUGGAAAACGAAGGUACAUGGGUACCAUAGUUGGUAUCAGCGAUCUGGAUCCAUUGAGAUGGCCUGGUUCCAAGUGGCGGAACCUUCAGGUCGAAUGGGAUGAACCUGGAUGCAACGAUAGGCCAACUAGGGUUAGUGCUUGGGACAUUGAAACACCUGAAAGUCUCUUCAUUUUUCCUUCUCUGACUUCAGGACUCAAGCGGCCAUUGCGUCCAUCAUUUCUCAGAGGUGAAACAGAAUGGGGAAGCUUGAUCAAACGACCUCUCAUCCGUGUUUCUGAUUCUAUCGAUGGGAUUCUGCCUUACACGUCUAUCCCUGGUUUGGGUUCUGAGCAUUUGAUGAAGAUGAUGAUGAUGAAAACCCACAACCCGAAUGCAGCUUUCGUGUCGGCAAUGGCAAUGCAGCAGAAUGCAAUAGGUAAUGGAGCUUUGCUGGAAAAGUUGAAGACACUGCAACCUGUGAUGAACAAGAAACCAGAAAUUGUGCAGACAGAACACAAGCUGACUGUGAACCCAUCAGCUUCUAUUACAAGUGCAUCAGAACAGAACCUCUCCCCAAUUGUGAGUGCUCCAGGAAAACCCGAAACGCAGAUGCCUUCCGGUUGUACCUCAGGAAAACGCAAACUUGAACCUGAACCCUCGGAAGAACAGGCAAGCCAGGUAACCUCAGUCACAGAAUGUGAGGAGGAAAAGGUUAACCAGCUCAACCAGAGAUCAGGUUUGUCUCCUUUACAAGCUGAUCCAUGUUCGGAAAUCAGCCAACAGAUCUAUGCUCCUCAGCCUGAUCCGAGUUCCUUCAACGGGUUGUCUCCUUUCCUGGAAACUGAUGAGUUGACAUCACAAGUGUCUUCAUUCCAGUCUGUUGCCGGAGCAUACAGGCCACCAUUAAUGCUCACAUCACAGGAGUCCUCUCAAAUGGUCUUGCCUGAUUCAGCGAACACAUCGUUGUUUCACGAUGUGUGGGAUCAUCAGUUAAACAGCCUCAAGUUUGACCAGUUCAACCCCUUGAUGCAACAAGACCUUUUUGCUUGUCAGAAUAUCUGCAUGAGCAAUAGUACAAACACCAGUAUUCUUGAUCCUUCCCUCCCAAACACAGUUCUGGAUGACUUUACCACCAUAAAAGAGGCUGAUUUCCAAGAUCCUUCUGGCUGUUUGGUCGGGAACACGUGUUCUGUUCAAGAUGUUCAGUCUCAGAUCACAUCUGCAAGCAUCACAGAAUCACAGGCCUUCUCCCGCCAAGAUUUUCCAGAUAACUCUGGAGGAACGGGUACUUCUUCGAGCAAUGUUGAUUUCGAUGAUAGCAGUCUGCUUCAGAACAGUAAGACCUCCUGGCAGAAAGUGGCAGCCCCCCGUGUGCGAACCUACACCAAGGUUCAGAAAGCCGGGUCAGUUGGAAGAUCUAUUGAUGUAACCAGCUUUAGAAACUACAAAGAGCUGAAAGCUGCCAUUGAGUGCAUGUUCGGACUGGAGGGACUGCUCACUGAUCCGAAAGGCCCGGGAUGGAAGCUUGUCUAUGUUGAUUACGAAAGCGACGUUCUCCUCGUCGGGGAUGAUCCAUGGGAGGAGUUUGUGGGAUGUGUAAGGUGCAUAAGGAUACUGUCACCUACUGAGGUUCAGCAGAUGAGUGAAGAAGGGAUGAAGCUUUUGAACAGUGCAGGGGUGCACGACAUCAAGGCUUCCCUCCCGUGAAAUCUUUAGGGGAAUGAGAUUCAAAUCUCCAGUAGAUUUGUAUGAAGAAAGCAUACGUUUCUCUGAUUGAUGCAGAGGAACCUUUUGUUGUAAUCCAUUUCCAUGAAAACCCCUUUGCUGUGUUGUUUAGACAGAACUGAAUCUAUUCCACAUUAUGUAAUAGAGUGAUGGAUACUUACCUGAAAUCAGAUGAAGCUCUCGAUGCUUUGUUCUGACAA
This is a messenger RNA of Tarenaya hassleriana, 3429 nucleotides long. Its product is annotated as auxin response factor 5. The transcript has 14 exons. Gene Ontology annotation, biological process: response to hormone; regulation of DNA-templated transcription. Bases 530 to 3211 code for a protein of 893 amino acids. Gene Ontology annotation, cellular component: nucleus. Gene Ontology annotation, molecular function: protein binding; DNA binding. NCBI's taxonomy places the organism in Eukaryota, Viridiplantae, Streptophyta, Magnoliopsida, Brassicales, Cleomaceae. The record is from RefSeq and is a predicted model, not a curated record.